UCUCCUGAACCUCUUCAGCAGCUCGGCGGGGCGGAGGAGGCAGCGGUGGCGUGUCUGAGGCCAAGGAAAGCACUCAGCAAACUGUAAAGUGAAAGGCAGACGGCGUGAGCAGUGCGGAGGAAUCCUUCGGGAUGGCAGAGGAGGCGGCCAUGGCGGGUCUGUGCGGGAGCGAGAGCGUGAGCGCUCCGCAGCAGCAACUGGUGUCAUUUGAAGACAUCGCUGUGGACUUCACCUGGCAAGAGUGGCAGCACCUGGAUAUUCUUCAGCAAAACCUCUACAGACAUGUGAUGCUGGAGAACUACAGCAGCCUGGUGUUCUUGGGGAACUGUAUGACCAAACCAGAUUUGAUCUUCAAGUUGGAGCAUGGAUUUGCACCAUGGACUGUAUUAGAAUGCUCAAUUCACAGGCUUCCAGAAUUGAAAACUCAGCUCAAAAUGCAGUGGCCAGAGAUGGAUGAUUUUAAACAAUUCCAGAACACCAUUUACCAGAAGUUACAUCAGACAUGUUAUCAAGGAACAAACACAGGUGGCAAGCUGCUUGAAUGUAGGACAACUUUUAUCUCCAAGUCACACGUCACUAAUCAUCAGAGAACUCAAACAGGUAACAAACCUUAUGACUGUAAUGUAUGUGGAAAAGCUUACCUGACCCAGUCACAUCUCACUAUGCAUUAUGAAACUCAUACAAGUUAUAAGCCAUACAAAUGUAGCAAAUGUGGGAAAGCAUUCAUGUCCCAGUCACAUCUCAAUAAGCCUUAUGAAUGUACUGCAUGUGGGAAAGCCUCCGUUUUAAACUCAGAUCCUAAUAAGCUUCAGAGAAUUCACACAGGUGAGAACCCUUAUGAAUGUAAUGAAUGUGGAAAAGCUUACAUCACCCACUCACCUCUCACUGUGCAUCAUCAAGAACACACAGGUGAAAAGUCAUAUGGAUGCAUUGAAUAUGGGAAAGCUUUCAUCUCCACGUCACAGCUCACAAGUCAUCAGAUAACUCACAUAGGUGAGAAGCCAUAUGAAUGUAUUGAAUGUGGAAAGGGCUUAAUCUGCAAGUCACAUGUCACUAAUCAUCAUAGAACUCACACAGGUAAGAAACCAUAUAAAUGUAUUGAAUGUGGAAAAUGCUUCAUCUAUAAUUCAGACCUUAUUAGGCAUCAGAGAAGUCACACAGGUGAGAAGCCAUAUGAAUGUACUGAAUGUGGGAAAAUCUUCAUCCACAAGUCACUUCUUACUAGACAUCAGCGAACUCACACAGGUAAGAAGCCAUAUGAAUGUACUCAUUGUGGGAAAGCAUUCUUCUACAAGUCAAGUCUCACUAAUCAUCAGAGAACUCACACAGCUGAGAAACCAAAUGAAUGUACUGAGUGUCAGAAAUCUUACAUCUCCAAGUCACACCUAAUGAAUCAUUGCAGUACUCAUACAGGUGAAGCACCAUAUAAAUGUACUGAAUGUAGGAAAGCCUUCAUCACCAAUUCACAGCUCACUAUUCAUCAGAGAACCGACAAAGGUGCCUUCAUCAGCAAGUCGUAUCUUAUUAUGCACCAGAGAAGUCACACUGGUGAGAAGCCAUAUGAAUGUACUGAAUGUGGGAAAGCCUUCAUCAGCAAGUCCCAUCUUAAUAGGCAUCAGAGACUUCACAUAGGUGAAAAGCCACAUGAAUGUACUGAGUGUCAGAAAGCUUACCUCUUCAGGUCAGACCUAAUUGUUCAUUGGAGAAUUCAUACAGGUGAGAAGCCAUAUGAAUGUACUGAAUGUGGGAAAGCCUUCAUCACCAAUUCACAGCUCACUAUUCAUCAGAGAACCCACACAGGUGAUAAACCAUAUAAAUGUAUUCAAUGUGGAAAAGGCUUCAUCCGCAAGACAGAUUUCACAUAUCAUCAGAGAAGGCACACAGGUGAGAAGCCAUAUGUAUGUACUGAAUGUGGAAAAGCUUUUUUCUUCAAGUCACAUCUUACUAGGCAUCAGAGAAGUCACACAGGUGAGAAGCCAUAUGAAUGUACUAAAUGUGGAAAAGCCUUCAUUCGCAACUCACAUCUUAUUAGGCAUCAGAGAAGUCACAGAGAUAAGAAGUCAUAUAAAUGUACUGAAUGUGGGAAAGCUUUCAUCUGCAAGUCACAUCUUAUUAGGCAUCAAAGAACUCACACAGGCUGCACACACUCCAGGACAGAGCUGCUCAGAGAGCUCUACAGCCAGUCUGUGUACAGGGAAGAACCGGAUGUGCAGGGGAGGGACAGAACACCCAUGUUACUAGAGCCUCUGCCCUUGUUAAACAGCUGGAGGGAAGAGCACACAAUAGCCCAAAGUGUGCACUCAAGCCUGGGGACCCCGGAAUGGAAGAUGGAGAGCCAUGGCUGCCAUUGUGAUCUGCUUCUUACAGAUAUAUUCCCCACCCUGAAUGAGGACAUAACUCUCACCAUUUCUGACUUCCUGAACAUUGCUCGUCUACCUUCCCCAAUCUAUGAAGCACAGAAGUACAGGCCACAGAGUAUAUAUAUGACUCAAACUCCAGAGAAAGAAAUGAUUGUGGUGCAGAUCCAAGGUGUUGUACAGGUAGGGUGCUCAGACACAAAGGUCUUGGAUUGCAGAAGUUCACACCCUGCUCAGUCAGUGUGCCUGAUUGGACAGUGUAUUCCAUUGGACAGUGCUCCAAGCCCCAACCCCUCAAGACGAUGA
Jaculus jaculus (lesser Egyptian jerboa) is the source of this 2663-nucleotide messenger RNA. Its product is annotated as zinc finger protein 420-like. The record is from RefSeq and is a predicted model, not a curated record. NCBI's taxonomy places the organism in Eukaryota, Metazoa, Chordata, Mammalia, Rodentia, Dipodidae. The transcript has 6 exons. Bases 132 to 2663 code for a protein of 843 amino acids. Gene Ontology annotation, molecular function: RNA polymerase II cis-regulatory region sequence-specific DNA binding; DNA-binding transcription factor activity. Gene Ontology annotation, biological process: regulation of transcription by RNA polymerase II.